Messenger RNA from Suillus subaureus, 3426 nucleotides. Its product is annotated as Oxysterol-binding protein-domain-containing protein. NCBI's taxonomy places the organism in Eukaryota, Fungi, Basidiomycota, Agaricomycetes, Boletales, Suillaceae. Gene Ontology annotation, cellular component: nuclear envelope; membrane; cytosol. The record is from RefSeq and is a predicted model, not a curated record. Gene Ontology annotation, biological process: piecemeal microautophagy of the nucleus; exocytosis; maintenance of cell polarity. Gene Ontology annotation, molecular function: protein binding; sterol binding. The transcript is spliced from 12 exons. The coding region runs from base 1 to 3426 and encodes 1141 amino acids.
AUGAGCUCCUCCCUCUCGAUCCGUAGUCUCAGGUCCGCAGAUACCUCAGAACCCCUUCACCAACUCAAACUGCUAUCGGCGCUUCGGAGUGGCGAUCCUGCUCUCAUACAUCCAUUUCUUGCUGAAAUUGGCAAGGAAAGACGAAAGUCUGUUGAUGGAGACAUUAACACUGGAGCUGCUGCCCUUCACCUUGCUAUUCGCUGCGCUUCUGUUGAUACUGUACAGCUACUCCUAUCUCACAGAGCCAUAUCACCCAAUGGUGUGCACCCACCAGGCUCUGGGAUCACCCCUCUGCAUCUUGCAGCAUCCCUUGGUCGUGCAGACAUUGUAGGCGUGUUGCUCGACCAGGCUGGUAUUGACGACACCCUCCGUGAUAACAACGGAAAAACAUGCAAGGAUGUGGCAAAGGUAAAAGAAGUCAUCCAAAUAUUGCAAGAUUCGCGUUCCUUUUUGAACGCCUCAUACAGGUCCCUUCUACGCUCGUAUAUCUUGUCCCCUAUGGAUGCAUCCCCGACUGCUGCAUUGGUGGCUCUACUGGAAUCACCUCGGGCACGUGGAGUUGAUUUGUCGUACUUGGACGAUGCAUCUGGCACUUCUCUGUUACAUGAGGCAGCCAGGCGUAAAAACCUGCGCCUCGUUGAACUAGCUGUCCGAGCGGGGGCGAGCGUUUUCGUGCGAAACCGCAGGGGGAAAAUGGCGUACGAGGGCACAGGAAAAGACGAUCACGUACGGGUAUUUUUGCGACAAUUCGCAAAUCACGAUACCUCUCUUAUUGAGGUCCCGUCUUCGGAACCUCCUGUCAUGAAGGGCUAUCUCAAUAAAUACACUAAUGUUGCUAAGGGCUAUAAUACUAGAUGGUUUGUUCUGAAAGAUGGUGUAUUCACAUAUUACCGGCAUCAAGAAGACGAAGAUAUAGCUAGCCGCGGUGCCAUCGCCAUGAAAACUGCAAUCCUCAAAAUCUCGCCUGGCGGCGACAAGACGCGGUUUGAGAUCCAUUCGACCCCAUCUCGAGGACAUGCCACUGGGCAAAAAUGGUACAUGCGUGCUAACCAUCACGUCGAGGCUGCUGGGUGGACGCAGGCGCUUGGGAAGAGCAUACAAUUGGCGCGGCGCGAUGAGCAAAUGCUGCGAAAGAGCGGGGAGAGCGAGCUGAACGCUUUGAAGCCCAAGAGUGUGCGCUCGAGCUUCCAGUCGGCGAUGUCGGUGCGGCGAAUGGAUGUGGGUACCCGCGGCGGGGGGUCACAAAGCUCCAUUAUAGGUAUAGCGGAUGAGAGCAUGGAGGAUGGGCCACCUCCUGAGACGAGCAAGGCAGCUAAAAGUCGUUCUACCUCGGACAAUGAAGACCACAAUGAUAAUUCUUCGGCCUCAGUCCUCACACAGUCGCCUCCUCACAAUGCGACUUUCGACCUGCAAGGAAACUCGGCCGCAGCACAGAUGGAACUCACAACCCAGCUUCUGUCUAACCUUGCACUGCCACCAGAUGCACCGUCCAGGACGCAAGAACUCCGUACGGCGCUCAAGGAAUCGUUCGCGAUCGUACAAACGAUGAUAGACGAGUAUGUUCAGAUGGCCAAGGACCGUGAGGAGUGGUGGAAAUCUCAAUUACAGCGUGAGCGUGAGAGACAGAGUGUGUGGGAAGAGAGCUUACAAACUGUCGUGCGAGAAGGCGAGGUACUGGAACGAGAGCUGCGAAUACGGUCUCGGAAACGAGGUAGCAGAUUCUUCGAUGUCGGUGUAAACGAUGUAGGCGGCACACUCCGACAGCGCCCUACAACCAUGGCGCUUGUAUCGCCUGUGCUUGAAGAACCCUAUUUCUCGCCCUUGGUGCGCCCUGCACCAAUCACUAUUGUCUCCCCGCCUGAGGAAGUCAACGGCCUGUCCACGUCGACUGUGCCAUCGUCACCCGCAAGUGCGGGAGUCACGCCGACGGCACAGCGUAUGCCGCGGCACGAUCAGGAGGAUGAAGACGCCAUCGACACGGACGAGGAAGAUGAAUUCUUCGAUGCCAUCGAGGCCAAUGCGCUCCCCAAUCUCGUCAUCAGCCAACUGCUAUCGAGCCCGAUGCGCGCAGUACCUGCGUUGUCCUUCAUGAAUGGCGAACACUUCGCAGGUUAUCAAAAUUUGAGGACGCGGUUACCCAUCGGGUCGGAUAACAGGCCUAGCACGAGUCUGUGGUCUGUGCUGAAGCAUAGUAUUGGAAAGGAUUUGACGAGGAUUAGUUUCCCCGUCAUGUUUAAUGAGCCGACAAGUAUGUUGCAGCGGAUGGCAGAGGACAUGGAGUUCUCGGAGUGUCUCGAUGUCGCUGCUCGUGAGCAAGACCCGCACCGGCGGUUAGCAUUUGUGGCCGCAUUCGCAAUGUCAAAUUAUUCAUCGACCAUCGGCCGUAUAGCUAAACCAUUUAAUCCUAUGCUCAGCGAAACAUUCGAAUACGUCAGACUCGACAAGGAAUAUCGCUACAUAUCUGAGCAAGUCAGCCAUCAUCCCCCCAUUUCUGCUUGUUGGGCAGAAUCACCGUAUUGGCAUUAUUAUGGAGAGGUCGAUGCACAAAAUAAAUUUAUGGGAAAAUCAUUCGAGAUUCGUCCUACUGGCGUUGCGCAUGCUGAACUUCUUCUUCCUGAAGAAUGGGCGCCCGACUACCCUAAGUGUACUGCUGCUGGCAUCCAGGGCAAGGUCGUCGAGCACUUCUCGUGGAAGAAAGUUACUACCAACGUCUCCGGGUUCAUCUUAGGCUCUCCCACCAUCGAUCACUACGGUGAUAUGAUCGUCACGAAUCAUCGCACUGGCGACCAGUGUAUGCUGACAUUCAAGCCGAGAGGAUGGCGGGGUAAAGAUGCAUACGAAAUCUCUGGUAUCGUGCGAGACACAGACGGAGAAGUAACCCACGAGGUGGCUGGACGGUGGAACAGCCAGCUCAUAUGUCGCGCCGUAGGCACAGGCAGCGGAUUCCUACACCCUGACGCCACUGUAAGUGGACCCUCUUCGCCAAACUACACCGCAGAGUACAUUCUCCUCUGGCGUAACUCCGAAAAGCCUACCAUACCUUUCAACCUCACGCCAUUUGCCAUCACGCUGAAUGACUGCCCCGACGAAACGCUAAGGCCAUACUUGUGCCCGACAGACUGCCGGCUGCGACCUGAUCAACGGGCAUUUGAGAUGGGGAAGUAUGAGUUUGCGAAUGGGUUGAAGAUGCAGCAAGAGGAACGACAGCGAACGACGCGGCGUGCAAGGGAGGAGGGGCGCGCGCCGCCGCAUCGGCCCAGGUGGUUUAGGGCGGAGACGGAUGGGGAUACUGGGGAGAGGGUGUGGGCGCCGUCGAGGGCUGGAGAUAGGUUGGAGUAUUGGGUGGAGAGAGAGAAGGUGUGGGAGAAGGGGGGUAAACAGCCUUGGAAGGAUGUGGAGCCUAUCUUUAUAGAGGACGCUGUUUAG